AAAAUUCUGAGAAGUCCAGUAUUUGACUGAAGUUUUUAUGGGAUUAAAAGAUCAACCCUUUAAUCCCAAUUCUAAAAUCACCAGCGCUGUUUCCAAUGUGAUCUGCACUGUGGUUCUGGGCAAGCGGUUCCACUAUGAAGACAGAAGGUUCAUUGAACUGAUGGAGUUGUUUGACGAGAACCUGAAGCUUCAGACUACAAUAUGGGCACAGCUGUACUCUUUAGUUCCCUUCAUCCGCCACCUCCCAGGACCACACCAGAAGAUAUUUGAAAACAAGGCCACCAUUGAAGCCAAACUUGAGGACUUCAUCGAGCAGCACCGGGAGACUCUGAACGGUGAAACUAUCCGGGAUUUUAUUGAUGCUUAUUUACUGGAGAUGGAAAAGGAACAGAAUUCUCCUAACUCUUGCCUGACGGAGGGAAUUCUACUUCAUAAUGUUUUUGACCUCUUUAUUGCUGGGACAGAAACAACAACAAACACUCUUCAGUGGGGUCUGCUCAUCAUGACGGCUUACCCGGACAUACAAGAGAAGUGUCAGCAGGAGAUAGAGAAGGUAAUUGGAUGGUCCCGUGCCCCAUCCAUGGAGGAUGUACCCAGCAUGCCGUAUGUCAGUGCUGUCAUCCAUGAGAUCCAGAGGUUUGGGAAUAUCGUGCCAUUAUCUGUUGGCCAUGCGACACUGCAGGACACAACCUUCAGGGGAUACUCGCUGAAAAAGAAAACCUUUGUCAUCAUAAACCUGGCAUCAGUUUUAUCAGAUGAGACACAGUGGAAGUACCCGAAAGAAUUUAAUCCUGAGAAUUUUCUGAAUGAGAAAGGGGAAUUCUUCAAGCCAGAGGCAUUUGUUCCAUUUUCAAUGGGACUGCGAGCAUGCCCAGGUGAAAAACUGGCCAGGAUGGAGCUCUUUCUGUUCCUCACUUCUCUACUUCGGGCAUUUGAGUUUUAUUGGCCUGACAGUUGCUCCUCUCCCAGCCUGCAACCCGAGUACCAGUUAACACUCAGACCACAGCCGUACAAGCUGGGGGUAAGGUGCAGAAAGGCGCCAGUUGACGGAGCAGCAAUUCCAUCAGAUGGGAUGAAGGAGACAGCUUCCAGGAAAACAGGGAGCACAUUUGAUGGGAAGAGCAGGAGGAGGACCUUUCCUCUUCUAUCCACCUCACCUGUUAAUGUUGACCAUGAAGCAAAGCCUUAGAUUCAUUCUCCUUGUUAUGUCAGGCUGCUUUGCAGUUCAAUCUCAGCUGCUCCCACUUCUGCCACACUCUGUCUACUGUUGCCUCCCCAACAUGCCUCUGUCUAGGUACUCACCCCCUUUGGUCACAUGACCUGAGCUUCUCCCAAUCAACAGGCCCUUCGGCCCAUCUAGUCCUUGCCUGCCACUGUGCACCACUCACGCUAAUUCCCAUUUUGUUCUCCUCACAUUCCCGUCAACUCACCCUGGAUUCUACCCCUCACCUACACACUAGGGGAAAUUUACAGCGGCCGAUUAACCCACCGACCCGCACAUCUUUGGGAUGUGGGAGGAAACCGGAGCACCCGGGGGAAACCCAUGCGGUCACAGGGAGAAAGUGCAAACUCCACACAGACAGCACCGGAGGUCAGGAUCUUGAAAUAAAAAUAGGAGACGCAGGAAAUACUCAGCAGGUCAGGUAGCAGAUGUGGAGGGAGAAAACAGUUAAUGUUUCAGGUUGAUGACCAUUCAUUUUAUUUUGUAACUACACUUAGACAUGCAGUAACACCACACAUACAGUAACCAUCCUGGAAAUGAAUCUUGACUCCAAACAUCACCCAUUUAUAAGCACAUAAUGAAGAAGGGCUUCAUUCAGUCCUCCUCUUUACAGACACACAAGCGGAUUCACGCCAAGGAGAGGCCAUUCACGUGUUUGGAGUGUGGGAAGGGGUUCACACACUCAUCCCACCUGCUGAGACACCAGCGGGUCCACACCGGGGCAGAGGCCGUUCACCUGCCCAAAUGCAGGAAGGGCUUCACUCAGUUAUAGUCCCUGCUGAUGCACUGGUCAACCCACAGCAGGGAGAGGCUGUUCACCUGCUCUGAGUGCAGGAAGGGCUUCAGCUGCUCCUCCUCCCUGCUGAGACACCAGUCCACUCACCACCGGGGAGAGGCCGUUCACCUGCUCCUAGUGCAGGACGGGCUUCACUCAGUCCUCCAACCUGCUGACGCACCAGCGGGUCCACACUGGGGAGAGGGCCGUUCACCUGCUCCGAGUGCGGGAAAAAAGUUCGGUGACUCUUUUCAACUGCUGAGGCACCAGUGGACUCACACUGGAUAGCGACUCUUUGCCCCCACUGCAUUGGAAGGGAUUCGCUGAAUCGUCCAAACUGCCAGUGAAGGGGGAGUAAGGUUAAACGUGCCCACCUGUGGAAUAUUGAAAGGUCACCGCUGCUGAGACACCAGUUCUGCGUUGGAUUCCGCAGGCAUGGUAGUGUAGCGGUUAGUGUAACGCUAUUACAGCGCCAGCGACCUGGGUUCAAUUCCCACUACUGUCUGUCAGGAGUUUGUACGUUCUCCCGUGUCUGCACGGUUUUCCUCCGGGUGCUCCAGUUUCCUCCCACAUUCCAAAGAUGUCGGGUUAGGAAGUUGUGGGCAUGCUAUGUUGACACUAGAAGUGUGGCGCCACUUCUGGGCUGCCCCCAGAACACUCUACGCAAAAGAUGUAUUUCACUGUGUGUUUUCGAUGUACAUGUGACUAAUAAAGAAAUCUUACCUUACCUUCUGGAACUUU
Molecule: messenger RNA, 2738 nt
Organism: Pristis pectinata (smalltooth sawfish)
Lineage: Eukaryota; Metazoa; Chordata; Chondrichthyes; Rhinopristiformes; Pristidae
Product: cytochrome P450 2J4-like
Biological process (GO): xenobiotic metabolic process
Cellular component (GO): cytoplasm; intracellular membrane-bounded organelle
Molecular function (GO): oxidoreductase activity, acting on paired donors, with incorporation or reduction of molecular oxygen, reduced flavin or flavoprotein as one donor, and incorporation of one atom of oxygen; iron ion binding; heme binding
Source: RefSeq, a predicted model, not a curated record